Molecule: messenger RNA, 3308 nt
Organism: Vollenhovia emeryi
Lineage: Eukaryota; Metazoa; Arthropoda; Insecta; Hymenoptera; Formicidae
Gene: spin
Product: protein spinster
Exons: 10
Coding region: 264-1826 (520 amino acids)
Biological process (GO): transmembrane transport
Cellular component (GO): membrane
Molecular function (GO): transmembrane transporter activity
Source: RefSeq, a predicted model, not a curated record
UAUUUAGCGCGCGCGCGCCACGUCAGCGUGCGUAUGCACGUACGCGCGCGCGUUGACGCACACAGAGACACGCGUGCACUUCGUACACUCCUGAUUGCUCUCGCGCGAUCCCCGCUUUGGAGUUGAAUCGGAGGUGGUGUGAUGCGCGAGCUGUGACGCUCGAAGAUGCUCGCAAACAGUUUUUUGUCAUCGCGCGGCGGGGCAACGUCGGCUGAUUUCGAGUGCGGCGUGAUUAACGGCGGGAGUACCGGGGAACUUGUGCCAUGGUAGACGAUCGGGCGCCCGUCAACGCGGAGAAUAAGUAUCGUGCGGUGAACGCGGAUCAGGACGAGCCGAGGGGGACGCGCGCGAAAGCAACGAUGCCUUCGGAGUUGAGGUCGAUCAGCGCGGCUGACUGGAUCACGGUCGCCGUCCUCUGCUUCGUGAAUCUCAUAAAUUACAUGGAUCGUUUCACGAUCGCCGGAGUACUGACGGACAUCAAAAGCGACUUUGAUAUCGGCUACGAUAAGUCUGGGCUGCUGCAAACGGCGUUCAUCCUGAGCUACAUGGUGUUCGCGCCGUUAUUUGGAUACUUGGGCGAUCGUUACAGUAGAAAGUUUAUCAUGACCGGUGGCGUGUUCCUAUGGUGCCUCACGACGUUCAUUGGUUCUUACAUGAAAACAUUUGGAUGGUUCCUAUUCUUUAGGGCACUUGUUGGCAUAGGAGAAGCCAGUUAUUCUACAAUUGCGCCGACAAUUAUUAGCGAUUUAUUUGUAAAAGAUGUACGUUCCAAGAUGCUCGCCCUAUUCUACUUUGCUAUUCCAGUUGGGAGUGGUCUAGGAUAUAUUACGGGUGGUGAAACUGCUCGUAUCACUGGCCACUGGCAAUGGGGGUUACGUAUUACUCCUAUAUUAGGCAUCAUAGCGAUUCUUCUGUUACUCACUGUGGUGAGAGAUCCUAUCAGAGGCGAGCGAGAAGGAGGCGUUCACUUGACGAGUACUACAUGGUCGUAUGAUAUCAAGGAGUUAUUAAAAAAUUCAAGCUUUAUGCUGUCUACUGCAGGAUUUACUUGCGUGACGUUUGUCACUGGUGCACUGGCAUUUUGGGCGCCAACAUAUCUAGAAUUAGGUUUUCAAUUACUUCCUCAUGGAGCAGAUGUCGAUCCAAACGAUGUUUCAUACAAGUUUGGAUUGAUUGGUAUGGCAUCCGGUCUAAUAGGUGUACCCUUAGGCUCAACUAUAGCGCAAAAGUUACGAGCUUAUUGGCAACAAGCUGAUCCUUUGAUAUGCGCCGUAGGUCUUCUAAUAAGCGUUCCAUUAUUAUUCUUCGCUAUGAUUACUGCCAAUACAAGUCCUACUCUCUGUUACACAUUAGUAUUCUUUGGUCAGUUGUCAUUAAAUUUGAAUUGGGCUAUUGUAGCAGAUAUAUUACUGUAUGUAGUAAUUCCCACAAGGAGAUCCACAGCAGAAGCAUUCCAAAUACUUCUUGCGCAUGCUCUUGGAGAUGCAGGCAGUCCUUACCUCAUUGGACUUAUAUCAGAGGGAUUAAAGUCAUCGUUCAUGCCGCACUCAGAUGUAGGAGGAUCUAAUGGUCAUCCAGAUGUAGCUGUCGACUUCCGUAGCCUACAAUAUGCAAUGUUUCUGACAAUGUUUGUAGAAGUACUCGGUGCUCUAUUCUUCUUCUUCACAGCAUUGCAUAUACAGAAGGACAAGGCGUUGGUUGAUCUUGCUAUCGCGGGUGGAAGUCUUUCAGAUUCAGUGUGUAUUUGCAACGACCCAGUUAACAGCGAAUUACAAAAUGAUACAAAUACGAUACUAGAAUUUAACAGGCAUCAACCGUCUCACUAGAUUUUUGUGGGGUCUUAAUACUUUACAUAGGCCAUUGUUACGAAUGUACAGCUUAAUUCUAUCAAACGUAAAUAUGGAUUGGACUUUAUAAUAUAAAAUGUGUCAUUGAUACAAAGAUAUAUGUAUUAUAUGCAGCAUGUAUUUGCAAAGAAAGUUUUCAUAUAGUCAUAAUGAAGAGUACCUUCAGAAAAAUAGUUACAAGUUACCACUGUUAAUAAUGUACAAUACGUUAGACAUGUUAACAAUGCAGCUCUAGUGUCAGAAUGAAGAUGCAUAUGUAAAUUGUACAAUAUUUUUUAAUGUUAUAUUUUUAUAACUUCUCAUAUUGCAAAUUCAUGUAAUGUCUCAUCGCAUAAUAGAUGCAAAUUUGUAUGAAUAAUUGUAUGAAGAAUCUAUGCAGAAUGCUAAGGUUGUAUUAGUAAUUGCGUAUAAGAUUAGUAUAAGGCACAAUUAUUUUAAUCAAAUAUAAAUAUUUGAUUAAUUUAUCAGUAGGUUUAUACUGCUCUAGUAUUAAACUAUAAAAAUGCUAACAAUUGCAUAAUUCUUUAGAAGACAUUUUCAACGGAUACUAUGAAUUUAACUUUUUUUUUUUAUAUAAAACUUGUAAUUAUUAAUUAACUAUUACUAUCAAGUUUUGGUUUGGUUUGGUAAGUUAGACAUCCGUACAGAUAAAUAUAUUUGAAUAAGUAUAAAUGUUAUUUUUUCCCAAUAAAAUAAACAGGACAUUUUUGAAUGUUUUUUAGAAAUAUUACAAUUACAAUACAAAGUAUUAUAAAAUAAUAUAUUGUAAUAGUAAAUAUAUUGAUUUUAAAUAAUUAAUAUAAAUAUUAUAAAUUGUUACAGAAUUAACUGCUCUUUUCUUCCAGUGAUGUAAGAUAACGGUUCUUUCCAAAAUUUUUAAUAUAUGAAUUAUCUUUCAAUAGUCAUAUUUAUAAUUAUUAUGUAAUGCGAGUUUAAAAUGUUUAUAUUUAAUGAAACAGAAAUAUAAUUCUGUUAUGUAAAAUGCACAUUGGGACAUUUAAAAGUUUAAUAAAACCUAUUGAAAAAUAUGUAUAUAUUUUAUAUUAUUAUAUAAUUAGAUACGUAACGCCUAUACAUCUUCACAUAAAAGGAAAGUAAACACAAGGUUUAUGUAAAGUUAGUAUUGAUUAAAUAAAAUUAUAAAAUCCAUGUUAAAUUGAUUAACUGCGAAAAUUGGAAGAUAUGAAAUUUAAGAUUUAAACUAGAUGAGGUCGAGAAAGUUAUAAUGUCACGAGCUUUUAUUUAAAAAUAAAUAUUCGAUAACUCAGCUAAGUAUACCAUAUGAUAAAAGUGAUUGAACCAUAUGUAUUUUAGCGCAAAAUGACAGUACUUACAUAUACAAUGAUGAGCAGAAAUUACAUAGAUUGUAGAUUUAAUCUGCAUUUGAUAAUACUUUAACUAUAAGAAACGAAUUGUACAUUACGUUAUAUAUUCUGCAAAUAAAUCUUUUUGUAUACAGAA